AUGCUGUUGAGAGCGCUGUGCGCGCGCGAUGAGGAUGGCGGUGCUAGGCCCAAGAAGCUCAAAGAUCCUGUCACGAUCGAAGAAGCUGCUCUACUGCAAUCAGUCCUCAUCAAGCGAUUGUCCGAGUACAGUACCUCAUAUGAAGCUGACCAGACCACCUGGGACAAGUUCAUCCAAACACAAACUGCAUCUGACGCGUCAAAGAUUUCCCCUGCCAGAAGCUCCAAACGAAUAUCCAUGGCUCUCCAAGUACGCCUUGGCGAAAAGGGUAUCCUCCAUCAGCUGAUUUCCAUCUGUCAAGAACACAUCAGGUUGAAAUCCGAGGAGCUCGCCUUCAACAGAUCGUCUAAGCGAAAGCACGACGAGGAACCUACUUCGCAAUCCAAGAAGAUGGCUCGCAACUACGAAAAGCACCGAAGAUGA
Molecule: messenger RNA, 423 nt
Organism: Exophiala aquamarina CBS 119918
Lineage: Eukaryota; Fungi; Ascomycota; Eurotiomycetes; Chaetothyriales; Herpotrichiellaceae
Exons: 1
Coding region: 1-423 (140 amino acids)
Source: RefSeq, a predicted model, not a curated record